AUGAACAUCCUUGAAUCUUCCUCUCAUAGCAGUGGGUGCGGCCGAGUGGUGAUCGACGAGAUCGAACACCAACGCGCUCUCAUGGUCGACCUGCAUGACCUUAUCCUACCAAUACUUGAUCCCUGCAGUAGGCAGGCGAAGCAUGUUCAGCAGCUCUUCCAAGAUAUUUCCAGCUCCUCAAGCAAGGUCAUCUCCUUCGUCCUCGAGCUUGCUGACGAUAACAGUAAGAAACAGCAGGCCAGUAAAGUUGUCAAAGACAGAAGAAAAGCAGGUGGUAAGAAUGUCGUGGAGAGCCACAUGUUGUUGGAGGAAGCUAAAGAAAUCGGGAAAAACAGAAGAAAGAAUGCGCAACACACGGGUUCAGUUGUGACACAAGCGCCACACUUUGAUGGAUACCAAUGGAGGAAGUAUCGGCAGAAGUGCAUUUCCAAAGCAAAGCAUUCUAGGAACUACUAUAGAUGUGCCAACAGUAAAGACCAAGGGUGUCCUGCAACCAAGACAGUCCAGCAGAAGGAAACAGACGGGAGCGGCGCAGUGAAGUUGUUCGACGUUGACUACUACGGCCAGCACACUUGCAACAAGGACGGCGUCAUCCAUCCGUACGUUGUUGACACAGCACAUGACAGCGUGCCGACCGUCGACCACAACCAAAGCUGCAGCACCCCAACGUCGUCUGCUCACAACAACGGUGUUCAUGGAAUUCUUCAGGAUGACGAAAGCUUCGAGAACCUGUUCAUGGUGCCAAGCAUACCAGAACAUCUGACGGAUGAAAGCUUCGAAAACCUAGUCAUGGUGUCAAGCAUACCAGAGUAUUAUCUGGCAGACUUCACAGAUGUUGAAAUGGCCGAAGGGGCACUUGAGGUUGCCUCUAUGAUGAUCUCUGAAGAUAUAUGGGCGUGAGGGGAGACUCAAGGCUCGCUCGCA
Zea mays is the source of this 924-nucleotide messenger RNA. Its product is annotated as probable WRKY transcription factor 63. The record is from RefSeq and is a predicted model, not a curated record. Gene Ontology annotation, molecular function: DNA-binding transcription factor activity; sequence-specific DNA binding. The coding region runs from base 1 to 900 and encodes 299 amino acids. The transcript has 3 exons. NCBI's taxonomy places the organism in Eukaryota, Viridiplantae, Streptophyta, Magnoliopsida, Poales, Poaceae. Gene Ontology annotation, biological process: regulation of DNA-templated transcription.